UUCUGCAAAGUUUCCUUUAUUCUUACGCUUCACACAGUUCGAACUCUCAAUACGAUGAAACAAUCCCUCAAACCAAGCUCUGAUUAUACAUACAUACAUAUAUAUUAGGGUUUUCAAUCUAUAUAUCUCUCACCAUAUUGUCUCACUCAAUCAUACUCCAAAACCCUUUUUAAAUUUUCAACAAUUUCGAUUAUCGAGCUCUAGGGUUUAAGUUUGGAUCCCCCGAAUUUCUUCACUCGAAAUACAUGUGGCUCUUUGGACUCUUAAGUUGACUAAUGUUGUUGUGCUGGCAAGGUUCUUUGAAGUAAAAGUUUGAUUGAUUUAUUAUUUAAGUUUGGCUGUUUGAGAUGUAUGGUCAGGGUAAUUUUUCUCCUCAGUUUGGGCAGGGUUCCCAUACACCCAUGCCUCCAUUCCAGCAGCGCCCUGUGGUUCCUCCACCUCCUCCUUUCCAAAAGGGCCAUCCAACCUUACAACAUUCUACAAUACAACAAGGUCCUCCAUCUAUUCCACCUUGUGCAGGUUAUUCUGGCUCCUUCGUAUAUCGGCAUGCCCCACCUCCCACAGUUCAGCAAGGUCAGCCUGUUCAUGGCCCAACAAGUGAAAUGUUGAAUGCAGGUCAAUCCUACUUGCCGCCACCCCCUCCCCCACAACCUCCACCACCCACCCCCACCCCAACAAAUCUAUGGAAAAACCUCUAUGACACAUUCCUAUCCAAUUGCUCAGCAGAACUCCCAAUGGACCCAAAAUAUGCAUCAUGUUCCGCCACCUGUCCCUCCUCCUCUUGUUCCACGUCCCACAGGUCCAAGUCCCCCAGAAAUGUUCCUGCCGUCAAUAUCUCCUAGAGAAAUACCUACACUUACUUCACUGGGACAAACUUCAUAUAGAGGCCCAAUUCAUCUCCCACAGCCUGGUAACGUGCAGGGUACUCAACAAAUCCCACUGCCACUUCCACCUCCCCCACCCACUUCUAGUUUCUUUACUCCUGCUCCAUUUGGAUCUUUUGUGCAUUCAGCACAUCAAGAUUCUAAUGUGCUAGCGAUGGGUCCCAUGCCUCCACCCCCUCCACCCUCUUCUCCUCCACCCCCUCCACCUUCUCCACCGCCGCCUACCUCUCCCCAUCCUUCUUUUGGAUCCCUGUCUUCUACACCUCCCUUUGUUGCUUCUGACUUGUCUCACAAUUCCAAGUUGGGUCCCAUGUCCAAUCGUUCUGGCUUUGAAGUGAUGGCUUCUAAUUCUGUUGAUGAAGUUGUGGCUAUCACCCAAAUCAGAGAUGAUGCACCUUUGUGUAAUGACUAUAAAAAUUUUGAAGGCAGGACAAUCUGUGAGAUGGGUUCCCCUUUGGAAGUUACGAAUUUGGAUCUUCCUCCACCUCCACUCAAGCCAGCAGAACAGAAAGUUGUGCAAAGAAUUGAAGUUCUAUGCAAUUUUAUUGCAAAUAAUGGUCCUGGUUUCGAAGACACGUCUCGUCAGUCAGAAAGAGUCGGGGAAUCCUGAGUUUGAAUUUUUGUUUGGUGGUGAGCCAGGAAGUGAAGCUGCAGUUGCACAUGAAUAUUUUGAAUGGAUGAAAAAGAAAUGUAUUUUGGCUUGUAAAUUGCAGCACAAACAUAGUAAUUCAGUCUUAAGGCCUUCUGACAUGGAUACUUCAAAACAAACCAAUUGUUUAAUGGGUGCAGGUGUACCUCAUUCACCUUCUGAUUCUGACAUGGAUAUGGAAGAUGAUAUCACCCAGCCUGAUGAAGAGCAGCGAGUUUAUAACUCAUUUGAACGUCUAAAUCAUGAGUCUGUUUUGAUACCUAAAGAGCUUGAUAUUCGAGAGCAAUUAAGUGCACCACAUAAUUCUGUUGAACAUUGUCUUGCCAAGGAUGCUCUAUCUCGGUCCUCAGGACUGGCUGAACAAGAAAAAGGGUCCAAACUCUUUCGUGAUCAUGAUCACUUUACCUAUGGAAGGUCAGUUUUCAAAGUUGAUAGCUCAGUCACGGUUUCGUCUGUUCCUGCCCCAGAGGAUUUAAGUCAGUCCAAUGCAUCGACAGCUGCAGUAGGCUUUGGUUCUGAGAAAUUUCCUAGUGAACUCAUCAAAGGUGCUAGCCCUUUCAGACUUCUACAAGACUACGCUUCUGAUGAUAGUUCAGAAGAUGAUGUCAAGCCUUGUCUUGAAGAGGUCGGCCCUGUUACAGCCUCGAUAUCAACUACAGCAGGUGCUACAAGUUUGAACGGAGAGAUAUUAUCUAAUUUACAGAUGGAUCAAGGAUUAAUGAGUGUCUCAAGUUCUGAGAUGGCAUUUGGAACAUUUUCCAAGUCUGUUGUGGCAUGUUCUCCGAGCAUGUCACCAAAUGCUUUGAAAUUUUCCACAGAGUCACAAAGGACUGCCAGGGAAGCAGAUGUAACAUCCAUUGCAACUGUUAAAACUGAAGAACUUGUUGAAAAUAACAGUAGAAAUCAAGAAUCUAUUGACAAUGCUGUUUCUCCCGAGGUUUUGCAACUGAAAGAUACCAUUGAUGGUGUUCUUGAUGCUGCUCCUGAUAGUGGCAAGUCUCAUUCUCAGAAGGAAGAUUUUAAAUAUGCUUCUACUCUCCCAAAAGUGGACGAAUUUGGGAGAUUAGUCAGGGAAGGUGCUAGUGACAGUGACUCUGAGGACCCACACUAUACUAGAAGGCGUGGUAAGAGAGGAAGAAGUUGGAGCCGAAGCCAAUCUCCUCAUGAUAGGAGGAGGAGGAGGAGAAGUCCCCGGAGAGGAAAGGAGAAGCGAAGCCGGUCUCGCAGCUUGUCUCCCAAGAAACGAAGAAGCAGGAGCAGGUCUCCCUCUUAUGGCCAUGGGGGUGAAUUUGUUGGUCACAAAAUGAGAUGGGACAAGGAUCAGCUUCCAGAGUGCUUAGACUUUCUUCGUGGCAGGUGCCACCGUGGAGCAUUCUGUCGGUAUUUUCACCCCGACUCCAAUAAGAACAAUAGUGGAAGCCGCAACAGGAGCAAACAGCAGUAUGUGGAAGUUCCAACUGUUUCAAGGACUUCUGAUUUCCAUGAAGAGAUUGAUAAAACCCCUCCGAAAAGAUCAGUUCACCAGAAGGAUAUGCCUGGAGACAGCGUGGGUGUGUUGAGGGAUGGGAAGUUGGACAGGGAACAAGUAUUAGUUUCUGUGCAGGAUGCUGUGCAAACUAUAAUUUCUGAUCGAGAUGAUAAAUCAUUGAUUACUGAUGUUGUUCUCUCUGAGAGGUCUAUAGAGGUAACUGCAAUCAUGCAGCAGACUCAAAUUAUUAAAGAAGAGAUAUUGGAAUCCUCCACCGUGCUUCCUGAUAAUCAAAAUUGUCUGGAAAUAAUGGGGACUGUUCACCCCGUUGUUGGUUCUCCCUCUCGUCUAACUGAUGCUGAUGCCCCAAAGUCACCUGGUGAUACUACUUGUGGCGUAGCUUCUUCAAUUGAAAAUUUGGUGAUGCCACAAUCUCAAGCUAAUCCCUCUCUUCCAGUUCUUCAUAAUGCUGAUCACCGACCUCAGCAUGUGGAUGGCUCUUCUACAUCUGAUUCUUCACCCCUUCAGAUGUCAUCAACCUUACAACGUCAGCUUCCUGUUAGCGAACCUCAUCUAAAUAAGAUCUCUUCAGUUCAGUCAUAUCCUGGUACGAGUUCUAUUAGCCAAUCAUUUUUGUUUUCAUCUCUAUCUGGGCCUCCUAAGGAUUUGACUCCAUCCUCUGUUAGAGCUGUGGAUUUUCUAGAUCAUUCCUCACUUUCACAAGGCAAAAGUACCUCUCCACCACAGCUGCCUGGGGAAAUGAUGCAACAAACUUCAAAAUUUCCUUCUUUUUCUCCUCCUGUGGAAAACUACCCUCCCUCUCAAACUCCAAUGCAAAACCAGCAUUCUGAUUUUGUCACACCACCAAACUCUUGGUCCCUGCCACCGCCACCACCAUUGCUGCCAUUUGUUAACAAUUCAACUGUAACUGCAGCAACUGCCAUGCAAGGUGUUCCUUCAUUACAAUCUCACCAGAAUCAGCUGCCUCCAAGGAAUGACUUCAUUUCGCAGACUUUUGUGAGGCACUACCCGCCUGAAUUACCUGCUCAUUCUCAGGUUGGUGAGUUUCAGCAUCGCAGAUACUCUCUAAUGCAGGAGCAGGAGCCUACUCGACCUUUAUCGCAUAUGGAAGAUUUCAGACGAAAUCCUCUACCUAUGGGCAACCCAAUGAGUCAACCAUUUGGAGAUACAGGUCUUGUUGGAGAUCCCUUCUCACGGUUCCCGCUACAGGGUUUAAACCCUCCAAAUUCAUUUGCUCAGGGAAACAUACCCCUUCCACCUGUGUCUUCUCUGAGGGAUUCAGCAAGAAGGAGAAUGCAGUCUUUCUCGGGUGAUGACCUGCCUCCAGUUGACGACCUGCCUUCAGUUGAAUUUUCUACCUCGUCUUCUUACUUGCAGCAGCAAAGGCCACUCUAUGGUCUGCAGCGGUCUGCAGCUGAUGGAAUUUCUGUAAAUCAGGGUGAAUUUGGGAAUGUUAAUUUUACCAUGUCAAGAUAUACAUCGGAUAUUCUUGACAGGAACCAGCCAUCUUAUCUUUCUGAUUUUGGAGGGUCAAGAAUUUCAAACUACUACAAUCCUUAUGCAUCCACUUUUGAUCAGCCACUAAGUUCGAAAUUCAGCUCUAAUGUUUUUAAGCAAGAAAAGGAUUUGCCCUACAGUAAUCUACACGAUGCUUCUUUGAGUUUGAGCCAUGUUCCAGUUGAUGGACAAGGUAUUGGAAGUCUUGGCUCAAGGCAUAUGACUUCCUUGCCAAAAUCUGCCCAGGCUGCUGAUUUACCUAGGCCAGGCAGUGACCAGUAUGAUCCACUUUUUGACAGCAUUGAGCCAUCUUCAAACUCAUUCAAUAAAUUUGAUCAUGGUCAGAGGCGUGAAACCACAUUGAGACUCAGUGGUUCUCAUAAGCCAUUAGAUGUGGAAGAAAACAACAAGCAGAAAGAAGUUGAAGCUGUUGCUGUAUCCACGUCUAUAAAAAGUGAAAAUGAUGAAUAUGGUGAGACGGCUGAUGCAGAAGUGGGUGAUGUGGAUAAUGCGAGUGCAAGCAGCCCGCUUGAUGAAGCAAAUACAACUGGGGGAGAGAUUGAGAUUGAUCAGGUUAAGAUGCCAGGGAAGAGCAAGAAGAGUAAAGAUUCAAGAUCAAUGAAACUUUUCAAAGUAGCCCUUGCAGAUUUUGUGAAGGAGGUGCUAAAACCAUCCUGGCGACAGGGUAAUAUGAGCAAGGAAGCAUUUAAGACAAUUGUCAAGAAGACUGUUGACAAGGUGUCUGGAGCUAUGAAGAGCCACCAUAUACCCAAGUCUCAGGCAAAGAUAAAUCGAUACAUUGACUCAUCUCAGCGGAAACUGACUAAACUUGUGACGGGCUAUGUUCAGAAGUAUGCUAAAGGAUAAAAGUUUGCGCCUGCUGUGGUUUCAACCCAUGAUGGAAGAAAAUUUUGAUUCAACCUACUAUGGAAAAGAGAAUCUGCAGUUGGUCUUGUGAGGUAAUGUGAGGAUGUGCUGUGAUGUGUAAAGUUAGUAGCUGGUAGUACACUCAUAAUGUCAUGGCACAUUAGAAGAUGAACUUAAUGACAGGAGGAUUGAUUCCAACCUCAGCAAAAGGUCUGAGGAAGCUCCAAAACUUGUAUGUAAUGUGUUUUUUGAAUUCGAUCGAUAUAUAAAUAUAUAUAUAUAUAUUGUUUAACUGAUGGUUCUGUCUAUUUAGUAGGACAGCAUGUUUAUAAAGUCUCCCAGCUUUACAAUUGUUUCUUGGCUACAUAUAGGAUUCGUUUUCAUUAUAGUCAGUAGUAACAAAAUUCUUGACUUUGGAUAGCCUGUUGAAAAAUUGGAUUGGAAAUGGAAUGAAAAAUUCUUUUUCUUCACA
Molecule: messenger RNA, 5858 nt
Organism: Camellia sinensis
Lineage: Eukaryota; Viridiplantae; Streptophyta; Magnoliopsida; Ericales; Theaceae
Source: RefSeq, a predicted model, not a curated record